AUGUCAGCAAGCGCACCACCCCCACUCCCGCCCCGUCUAUCCCAUCAUCACCAGCGACCCCAACAGCAGCCAGCACCCCACCAACACCCAGCAGCCGCCAUCCCGGAAGCAGACGAACCACCGCCGGCCUAUACACCCGCACCCGAAAACGACGCCUGCGUCCUCGAAGUCGGGCCCCGAUAUCCUUAUGGCCCCAGCCAAUCAUCAUCAUCCAUCCACAGUACACCCCGGCCGACUGAACUCCAGCAGAACCAUCAUCAUCCAUAUUCUCAACCCCAGCCCGACCAUCACCAGCCACCAAUCCAACCACCUCCAUCGUCAUACCACCAUUCCAGUACUGUCCAAGCACCCGCCGUCUCGAGCCCUUCAAACCCCACCCCUUUCCCCGGCCUCAGUGAACCAACAACCGUGCCGACCCCGGGAAGGCCCCUGUUGUAUGAGGACAGGAUAUUGGUGUAUCCUUACGUGAAUGGCACAGCCUACUUCUGUGCAAAAUGCUGUAAUACCGGAUACAAAGGAUUCGACCCCUACAGACCGUGUCGCAAAUGUUGGUUGAAGUAUGGCAAGCCUUGGCAAGUCGUCCGGCUCUCGCCUAUCACCAGCUCGUCCCCAUGGACCCCCCAGCGCCCAUUGCCGCCCACUCAAAUGGCGGUCAACCCACCUCCGCUCGUCGUCCGACCGGGCGACCCGCGCAUCGGCGGCCGGCUAUGCCUCAACUGUAACGGAUCCGGCCAGAAACUCGAAGAACUCACGCUCUUCAACGUAUUCCUGGGCGGCGGCGGCCAGGAGGUCUGUCCUAGCUGCAGAGGCACCGGGAGGAUCUUCCUCUGA
Molecule: messenger RNA, 831 nt
Organism: Puccinia triticina
Lineage: Eukaryota; Fungi; Basidiomycota; Pucciniomycetes; Pucciniales; Pucciniaceae
Exons: 3
Coding region: 1-831 (276 amino acids)
Cellular component (GO): cytoplasm
Source: RefSeq, a predicted model, not a curated record